AUGGAGGUUGGUUCACGCUCGUCUCAUCGAUUGACUGCUGUGGAAGCUCUCAAGCUCAUGCAGGAAGUGAUGCAGGGGUUAUCGGACCCUGAGAACAUAGAAGACUUAGAUGUAAAAUAUGAAGUUUGCAGCAGUGAUUCAGACAGCAGCGAUUGUAGCAAUCAUAGUCAGAGAGGAGUUAGAGCUGACAAGUUUACGUCCAGUCAUCAGUCUUUUCACACAACUAAUGUUAAUGGGACAUCGUUACAGCCUGGGCCAAGUAAAGUCAAACGACCAAAGCUGUCUUCAUAUCAUGACAGCGACGACCAGUGGCACGAAGUAGAUUCUCCAUCACAGGUCAAAACAAAAGUGUUAUAUGACUUUUGCCCGAAAAAUGGCGGUAAUCCUGGCGUGACCCCAAACUUGACUGCAGAGUCUACACCGCUUGACUGUUUUUUACAGAUUUUUACAGACGAUGUGGCCAAUGUGCUACUUGAUUCUUUGAAUAAUUGCACUCGUUCACAUAUUCCAAGAAACUCACAUGCCUGGAAUAAAUCAGAAACUGCUGCAUCGUGGGCCCCAAUGGACAUUUUUGAAUUACGAAAAUUUAUUGCUGUAACAACGGCAAUGAGCUUGGAUAGACGCUCUUUACUUCAUAAUUACUUUUCCAAGCAUCCAGCUUUAUAUACACCAUUCUAUUCUCAGAUGUUUACAAGGGAACACUUCAGAAAAAUCUUUUGUGCAGUGCAGGCUUUAGGCAACCCUAAUGCUGAUGCCAAGAAUAAAAUAGAGCCGUUUGCUAAAAUACUUGUUGAAAGAUUCAGUGAAGCUUUCACGCCUUUUGAGAAAGUUGCCGUUGAUGAGAUGAUUAUAGAAAAUCAAGGACGCUGGUACUACAAGCAAAUGAACACUUCAAAACCAGCGAAGCACCGAGUUAAAAGUUUUGGGUUAAUAGAUAGUUCUACAGGAUAUAUAGUGAAUUUAUAUACAUAUUUUGGUAGCAACACAGGUUAUGAUACAGAUUCUGACAGUGAUGAGUUGGGUGGGGAUGCUGAAGACAUAUUUAGAACUCUUCUCAGUCCCUUAGGCACAGGAUACCACAUUUUUGCUGAUAAGUGGUACACAACUAGGUCCUUAAUUAAUUCUCUCUUGGAUAAACAGUACCAUUAUACUGGUCAAGUACAGGCAGGUAGAGAAGGCUUUCCUGCAGCUUUGAUCAAUAUGGAAUUAGAGCCAAUGGAAUCCAGGUAUUGGUUGCUGCUGGAUGAGUCCUUGCUGUGUGUUACCUGGCUGGGCAGGAAAGAUCAAGAACCUGUCACUAUAGUUUCUUCCAAAGCAGUUGAAGAAGUAAAAGCCCCGGGGAAAUCAAAGCCAAUAAUUAUUGACAAGUACAACACGAGGAUUCAUUGCUGUGACACGGGUAUGAAAACUGAGAAUUUUAAUCUCUUUGACAAAAAGAGUAGGCAGUGGUGGAAAAAAAUGUUUCAUUGGCUGUUGGAGAUAGCUACCAUUAAUGCACACAGACUGUAUGUUCUGACCCGGCCAUCUGAGUCAAAGCCUCAAGACCUCACGCUGGAAGCAUUCAAACUGCAUCUGAUCGAACAGCUGGCAUUGUUUGCCACAGGGGCUACACCAGGUACUGGUCAACUGACAGAAGCUGGACGGGCACGAGUCUUCAACCCCGUUGAAAGGCUUCAGGAUGCAAAACAUAUUAUUUCGUAUGAUAAGUCAGACCUGCGAUGUAAAGUCUGCAGCACGCCAAAGAAUGUCAAGAGAACUCAUUUUGUCUGUGAAGGAU
Messenger RNA from Candidula unifasciata, 1777 nucleotides. NCBI's taxonomy places the organism in Eukaryota, Metazoa, Mollusca, Gastropoda, Stylommatophora, Geomitridae. The record is from the annotation of a GenBank genome assembly.